This is a messenger RNA of Drosophila biarmipes, 1424 nucleotides long. RefSeq lists its product as uncharacterized. The record is from RefSeq and is a predicted model, not a curated record. The transcript is spliced from 3 exons. NCBI's taxonomy places the organism in Eukaryota, Metazoa, Arthropoda, Insecta, Diptera, Drosophilidae. The coding region runs from base 809 to 1267 and encodes 152 amino acids.
CAAGAACACAGUUCUCUAUAGAUCUUUUCCCUUAGUGUGGACUGGAGCCCCCGUCCGGUUCGAUCGGCUACUCCGUAAUCCAAUUAAAGGAACAAUCUACAUUUCAAUUCAAAGCUAAUGAAGUGUAGAGAAUUCGCAACAAAGGCUGACAUGUGUUGAUUGUUUCGGCGACUGCAGUGCUGAGUAGCUCCAGCUUGGGGUCCAGCUCCCCAACUUCCGUCAAACACAAACACGAUUGUGCGUAGUCCAAACAAUUCAUUGAUUGAUUGUCGAUAUGGCGAUCAAUUAGACAGAUUAUGGUUUUUCAUUGAUUUCUAUCGCAGUAGUGACAAAAUGCCAGGGACAGCUGUCAAUGGUAGUAGUUCUACUUAUAACUCUCGAUUUCGAUUUGUAUUACCGGUAGCACACACUUUUGAUUCUACUGCUCUUGGGAGUGAUCUUGUCGACGGGUUCUACGGAAGCCGCCCGUCGUCUGAGAAAGAAGCCGAAGGUCUACAAUGCGCUCAUCACCACCGACGACAACCUGACCUCCAGCCGAGCCUAUCCGGUCAUCCAGCCCACUAUCCACGAGCCUGGAUACGCCCCCUUUGGACCCUACAAUCCCUAUGGCUUCUACAGUCCUCCGAUCGUGCGGUUUGGUCAGCCGAUUGUCCCUGGUCUUUCUCCCAAUGAAAGGCUCCCCUAUCCCCUGCCAUCUCCUGCCCAGUAUCCAAGUGGCUUUGCACCGUAUGAGCCCCAGCCCGUGGAAUCUCCAGUAGAGCAGCAGCCCCAGUCGCAGCUGCCUCCUGGAUCUGUCGAGCCACAGGAGAUGCCCAAGGAGCAAGUGCAGCUUCCACUCAACCAUCAGGGACUGCCGCCAGUACUCAUCCCUCUGCCCUCCCAGUUUAGGGGACAGCCCAUGCACCUGCCUCCGUAUCCGUAUAGCCAGUACCCAGUGAUCUACGACCAGGCGGGUUACGUCAGGCAGAACUAUCUGCCUCCUUACGACUACUACCCCAGCCAGGGCUAUCCCAUACGUGGGGCCACACAGCCAACUACUCCUCCUCGACAGGAGGCAGAGCACCAGCCUCAGGCCCUUAAUCCUCCCCAGAGUCCUCCACAAAUACAGCCACUACCAUUGGAAAACCUGGAACCCGCGCAGCCCACCUUCGAGGACAUUCGCAACGGAUCGGAGAGCAAAAACAGUGCCGUUCCGGAUGUUCCACCGCCGCCAAUACCCUCUGGACCCAAACGUCCGCGACCCGCGGAACCCAAACCGGAAAACUGAUCGCCAGCCGGAUAAUCCCGGAUGCCGAGAUUCCACACACGUAUUUAUUACCAUUUCGCUUAGGUAUAAUAUCGAUUCGAUUGUACAAUGUCGCUUAACCCGUAAGCUAAAGUAAGAGUUCAUUCAGAGAUAACGAAUAAAUAAUAUGAAAUCGCCA